UGACAGCCAUAUUUGAUUCGAUUAUGCUGCUCUGGCUGCGACAACCAGUUUAGCCAGUUCUUGUAAGAAAAAGGGUGUAUUUUCUUCACUACAAGGCUUUGAGGUUGAUCUGCGACGACGUCCGGCUGCAUUCUCAGUAACAACAGUUUAUAACCUGUAGUCAACGAUGAAUCCCGAAUAUGACUAUUUAUUCAAACUGCUCCUGAUUGGGGAUUCUGGUGUCGGAAAGUCUUGUCUCCUCCUCCGGUUUGCAGACGACACGUACACAGAGAGCUACAUUAGCACCAUCGGUGUGGACUUCAAGAUCAGGACCAUCGAGCUGGAUGGAAAGACCAUAAAGCUUCAGAUUUGGGACACGGCCGGUCAGGAACGCUUCCGCACCAUCACGUCCAGUUACUACAGAGGAGCUCACGGCAUCAUCGUAGUUUAUGAUGUGACGGAUCAGGAGUCCUUCAAUAACGUCAAACAGUGGCUACAGGAGAUCGACCGCUACGCCAGCGAGAACGUCAACAAGCUGCUAGUAGGCAACAAGUGUGACCUCACAACGAAGAAGGUGGUGGACUACACCACAGCUAAGGAAUUUGCCGACAACUUGGGGAUCCCCUUCUUGGAGACCAGCGCCAAGAGCGCCACCAACGUGGAGCAAGCCUUCAUGACCAUGGCGGCCGAAAUCAAGAAGAGGAUGGGCCCCGGGGCCACUGCCGGCGCCUCGGAGAAGUCCAACGUCAAGAUCCAGAGCAAGCCAGUCAACACCUCAUCCGGUGGCUGCUGCUGAAACCCGAAAAACAGCCACGACCUGAAUCCACCCCCGAGCCCACGACCAGUCUCAAUGUUACCAUGCUCCACAGGGAAAGAGAAGCAGAGGGGGGGAGGGACAGACAGGAAGACUUUGAGUGGACCCGUUUGUAAUUGUGUGUGCAGCUACAACACCAUUUCAGAGUCAGCAAUAGGACGGUAAGCCCAUCCAUACCCACCGAGCACACGGCGGCUCCUCUUUUUCUUACUUUACCAAAACACACUCAUACUGGAAAAAACAAAAUGUAUCUGAUUUUUAACAGCGUGUGAAGUUAACCAAUGAAAGAGAACUCAUGUAUACAGCUUUUCUUCUUUUUUGUUUUUGAUUGUUUUCCCUUCUCUGUUGAAUGAAUCACUUUUCUAAACCCCACAAAGUUGUCUUUAUUUGGCUGUGGACAGCAGCAUGACUUUGUCCCCCCGAGUCUCCUCUCACGUACGAAUCAGUGAGCGCUUCAAAUGAAGCACAUGCUUAAAGCGGCGUCAUGCACGUCAGGAGCGACCACGAGCUCCUUCGGUCGCAAGGCGAGCGGCUCAGGCCACACACAGGAAACGCUCCAACUGCAGAGUCGCUGCCCGAAACCGAUGUGCCAGUGCCUUCGCGGCGGGAGAUUCACGAGACGUUUAUGCCUUCGGCGCUCUGGUGUCGUUGGCCCGUUUCCCGUCGUGUGGCCUCAGCCGCGGCCCCCGAAAGGAUCCGCUCUGUACGACAGCAGGAAACGCUCCUGUAGGUGGUCUGCAUCCGGCUGUGUGUGCGCCCCCUGCUGGUCGUCGUGACACAGUAAGCAUGUGCUGCAUUGGGAGACGUCCGCCGCGUGUGCUUCUCUGCUAACGUUUCAACAGGAGAAGUGAAAUCGCCAUCCCAGCUCCAGAAUCAUCUAUAAAACUGUAUAUAUUUAUACAUAAAUGUAAGAAGUGAUUUGCAAAAUUGUGUAGAGAAGCAAGUGAAGCGAAUGACAAAUAGCUGGAAUUAGUGAAUCUGGACACGUGAUUUGUGGCUGCGGACAUGACAUUUUUGUGGCACGAUGUCUACUAUUAAAACAAUGAAGGAGAUCUUUGAUAA
This is a messenger RNA of Scatophagus argus, 1855 nucleotides long. It is a transcript of the gene rab1aa, whose product is annotated as RAB1A, member RAS oncogene family a. The record is from RefSeq and is a predicted model, not a curated record. Bases 167 to 775 code for a protein of 202 amino acids. Lineage: Eukaryota; Metazoa; Chordata; Actinopteri; Scatophagidae. The transcript has 6 exons. Gene Ontology annotation, molecular function: GTPase activity; GTP binding.